Messenger RNA from Cyclopterus lumpus (lumpfish), 2026 nucleotides. It is a transcript of the gene gpd1b, whose product is annotated as glycerol-3-phosphate dehydrogenase 1b. Lineage: Eukaryota; Metazoa; Chordata; Actinopteri; Perciformes; Cyclopteridae. Gene Ontology annotation, cellular component: glycerol-3-phosphate dehydrogenase (FAD) complex; cytosol. Gene Ontology annotation, molecular function: glycerol-3-phosphate dehydrogenase [NAD(P)+] activity; NAD binding; protein homodimerization activity. Bases 37 to 1092 code for a protein of 351 amino acids. The record is from RefSeq and is a predicted model, not a curated record. Gene Ontology annotation, biological process: carbohydrate metabolic process; glycerol-3-phosphate catabolic process. The transcript has 8 exons.
ACCGGCAGCAGCUCCAUCUGGAAGGUCAAACACGCAAUGGCAGCGCCGAAGAAAGUGUGUGUGAUCGGCUCUGGUAACUGGGGCUCGGCCAUCGCCAAGAUUGUGGGCGCCAACGCGGCCAAGUAUGACACGUUUGACAGCACGGUGAACAUGUGGGUGUUUGAAGAGACGGUGAACGGCCGUAAACUCACAGAAAUAAUCAACACGGACCAUGAGAACCUGAAGUACCUGCCCGGCCACAAGCUGCCCUCCAACGUGUUGGCCGUUCCAGACUUGGCCGAGUCGGUGAAAGGAGCCGACAUCCUGAUCUUCGUGGUGCCGCACCAGUUCAUUGUGCGCGUGUGCGACACCAUUAAAGACCACAUCAAGAAGGAUGCUGUAGGAAUGUCUCUCAUCAAGGGUGUGGAUGCGGGUCCAGAGGGUCUGAAGCUGAUCUCUGAGGUCAUCCGAGGGAAGCUGGGCAUCACGGUGACCGUCCUCAUGGGAGCCAACAUCGCCAACGAGGUCGCCGAGGAGAAGUUUUGUGAAACAACGAUCGGGUGCAGAGACAAGGCAUUUGGGCCCAUGCUGAAGGAGCUGAUGCAGACCAUCAACUUCCGUGUGACGGUGGUGGAGGAGUCUGACGUGGUGGAGAUCUGCGGGGCGCUCAAGAACAUCGUGGCAGUGGGAGCCGGUUUCUGUGACGGCCUGGGGUUCGGUGACAACACCAAGGCGGCGGUGAUUCGCCUCGGCCUGAUGGAGAUGAUCGCCUUCGCCAGGCUCUUCUGCACAAACUGCCAAGUCUCCCCCGCCACCUUCCUGGAGAGCUGCGGCAUCGCUGACCUCAUCACAACCUGCUACGGCGGACGCAACCGCAAGGUCGGGGAGGCGUUCGCCAAAACAGGCAAAAGCAUUGAGCAGUUAGAAAAUGAGCUGUUGAACGGUCAGAAGCUUCAAGGUCCAGCGACGGCGUCCGAGGUCCAUCAAAUAUUGAAAGAUAAAAACAUGGUGGAAAAGUUUCCCCUUUUCACCGCUGUUCACCAGAUCUGCUUCAACGGCCACUCGGUCACAGAUUUCAUCAAGUGUUUGCAGAACCACCCGGAGCACAUUUGAAGGGACUCACUCUAGAUCUACUGUCAAACCCAGGUGAUCGUAGGGAGGAAGGUUAGGUGAAGACUGUACCAAGUACUUUCAUGUUUGAAUCUCAAACACACAAAAACACAGAGUUGCCUUCUCUACUCCGACUCCCUCGCCUUCCAUGACAAUACCGACAGAAGCUCUGACUUAUUAGAAACUCAUUGUUGCAUUGGAAUCUCCCAAGUCUUAAAGGUUUAAAGAAUUCAUACAAUUUACACGAUGCUUAAACCCCCACCUGAAUGUUACGUAACUGUUUGGCUAGGAGCCAGAACGUGCCUUUUCACGGACAUGUUUAACAAAGCACUGAACACAGUUCCAACUGCCACUGUGUUGUUUCUUUCUUCCGGAUUUACGAUGAUUUGGAUAUUUUUUGAAUAAAUUAUUGAGCUUGUUGACUUUGCGCCUCUGCUCAUGUUUAAUAAUUUUUCCGUUUGACUCGCUGGGAUCUUCCUGCAGGACACACUCACUGUGCAGCCGCCUGGCUGUAACCUGACCUGAGCUCAGCCAGGCUGCCACUCUAAACUCUUCACCUUUACCAUUUUCUAGAGCGUCUAUUCAACCUUUCUUUUUAAGUCCACGCCCUGUCUCAGUCCUCAUAAGUGAUGACUGAGUUAUUCAGUGUGGGUUAUUGAUAUUAUUUUAAUAGGAAUUAGGAAUGCCGUCAUAAAUUAACCCACUUUACUUAUUUGUUUUGUUUUGAUUCAUUUAGAAACAUGUCUGAAGAUGUAAUCUCUCUCUAAAUUCUAUUUAAAAUGCAAGAAACUGAUGUGAAUUCAUUACCGGCCAUCUAUCCCUGACCAUAAGUCAGUGUAUCUCAUCAAUGAUCAGUGCCUGUAUGUCAUACACGGCUCAUACAGUAUUCUAAUUGUUAAAACGCUUGAGCAAGAAUCCUCCCCAUGUAUGCUCUUUA